CGCGCACCCGCUGACAUAAGUGGCGCGCGCGUCGUCACGUCAGGCGAGCUGCUGUUGAACUGACGACGACGCACCAGAAGACAUCAUGGCUUCACUGACGUCUCUGGAUCCAGAGCUGGUUCGGGAGGUGUUGGAAUGUCCCAUCUGCCUGGAGACCUACAACCAGGACCAGCUCCGGCCCAAACUGCUUCAGUGUGGUCACUCCGUGUGUCGCCAGUGCCUUGAGAAACUGCUCGCCAGCACAAUCAACGGCGUGCGCUGUCCCUUCUGCAGUAAAGUCUCCCGCAUGAGCAGCAUUUCCCAGCUGGCCGACAAUCUCACCGUGCUGAAGAUCAUCGACUGCGCCAGUUCAUGCGGAUCCAACAUGGGUCUCAUGUGCAAAUCCUGUAAGAACCGUCUGCCCCGUCAGUACUGUUGUGACUGUGGCGUCGUGUUGUGCGACAUCUGCAAGAGCGAGAGUCACCAGCGGCAAGGUCACGUCGUGCAGGCCAUUCGCGUGGCCGCCGAACAGCGUCGGAAGGACCUCGGCGGGAAGCUCACUGACUUGCGGGAGGCAAUGGGCAACAUUCAAAAAAAGAAAUCCGCCAUCGACAACGUCGCAAAAUCGCUCCGACUGAAGUACAAGGCGGUCCAGCAGGAGUACGCCAAGGCUGAACUGCGGCUCCAGGAAGAACUGAGCCGCUCCCGCCGGUCCUUCACUGCUUCCAUGGCCGAAAUAGAGAAGCUCAACGCACAGAUUCUGGAGGAGCAGACGUACCUGCUCAGUAUCGCUGAGGUUCAGGUGGUGUCCCGUUGCGACUAUCUCACCAUGAGAAUCAAGCAGACCGAUAUCGCUCUGUUAGAGGAGGAAAGCAAUAAUGACGAAGAGGACCUUGACUUAAAAACCAAUCUGCCCAUCGUUCUGAAACUACAGCACCCUGAACUGCUUAAAACCGAGCACUCAAAACCUUUAGACGUGGGACAGCUGACUACAAAACCCUCAACCGUGAACGCAGAAGAGGAAGACAUACUGGAGUUAGCCGCUGCCGCUCCUCUUGACAUUUAUCGGGAUAUUGAUAUGGAAAUGGCGGUGGAAGAGGCGGUCUGUGCUUCACCCGUUAAUUUCAAGUCCAAGUCCGUCGACAGCGGGGAACCAUCUCCAGGGGCUACCGGCGGCCAGGUCUGUCAGUUCGUGAAAAAGAUGGGCUGCAAGGGGAAUCUGCCCGGCAUGUUCAACCUUCCGGUCAGCAUCUGCGUCACGUCACAGGGAGAGGUGCUCGUGGCCGACCGGGGGAACUACCGCAUCCAGAUCUUCAACCGCAAGGGCUUCCAACGGGAGAUCCGCCGCAACCCCAGCAGCAUCGACAACUUCGUCCUGAGCUUCCUUGGGGCCGACCUGCCCAACCUCAUCCCCCUCUCCAUUGCCAUCACCGAUCAGGGCCUCAUCGGUGUCACCGACAACUACGACAACUCCGUGAAGGUUUACACUGCAGAUGGCCACUGUGUCGCCUGCCACAAGAACCAGCUCAUCAAGCCCUGGGGGAUCGCCGCCAUGCCCUCGGGUCAGUUUGUGGUGUCGGAUGUGGAGGGUGGCAAGCUCUGGUGCCUGGCGGUGGAUCGCAACGUAGGGGUGGUGAACUACAACCGUCUGUGCUCGGCGGUCCGGCCCAAAUUUGUGACAUGCGACUCCUCCGGAACGGUCUACUUCACGCAGGGUUUGGGCUUGAACAUUGAGAACAGACACAACGAGCAUCACCUGGAGGGGGGCUUCUCCAUCGGCUCGGUGGGCAUGGACGGCCAGUUGGGAAAACAGCUCAGCCACUUCUUCUCUGAGGCCGAGGACUUCCGAUGCAUCACGGGCAUGUGCGUGGACUCCAACGGCGACUUGCUCGUGACGGACAGCGGCCGCAAGGAGAUCCUCCAGUUCCCCAAAGAAGGCGGCCAUAACGUUCUCAUUCAGGAGGGUCUAACCUGCCCUGUAGGGGUCGCGGUUACUCAGAAGGGGCAACUACUGGUUUUGGAUUGCUGGGACCACUGCGUGAAGGUUUACACGUACUUGCAGAGGAGACGUUCAUCUACCUGCUAGACGCGAAGUAUGUGGGGGAUAUUUUUAGAAGUGCUUUAAUUCAACGGCAACAUCAUAAAUGCGAUUCACCACUGCCACGGACGACUGGAAGACGUGUUUUACUUUGGCUGCUUUGAACGAAUACAGCACAACUGAUGGCAAUAACAGAGCGUGUGGACGCUUGUUCUCAUCUGUAAUUUCUAAAGACAUUAAAACUGCGUUUUGAACAAUUGAGAAGCAAGCUGAAGUACUAGAAACAUGUGUGUGUGUGUGUGUGUGUCGUCAUAUUCUCCUGUCCUAGUUUUUUCCCACAAUGCCUCAAUGUUAAAGUGCCCCCUUAUAUGUCAAGCCUGUGAAGUGAAGCUUCACAGUGUUUACUCAGAUGUUAAAAUACUCGUGAACAUUAAACUUGGGGGAGCAAUCGAGUUCUAAGUUGUCUGUUACUGUUAAACAUUGUUUGUACUGUAAUCGGACUGUCAACACACACGCAUGUCAUAGCUGUUAAAUACUCUACACACACAUUUUAGCACUUCUAAAAUCAUCGAAGAUAUUAGAGACAUCUUUGAUUUGCACACUUCUGGUCUGCUGUUACCCUUUCUUACAUUAAGAAUGUGCUCUCUAAGCUCUGGAUUGAUGAGGUUUUCUUUAAUAUUCACUUCUUUAUAUUAAUUUCAGUUAGAUCAGCAGCAGUGCCAGUGUAAUCAUUUAUAAAGCCAUAGAGAUGCACUUCUCCAUUAGUUCUUUCUCAUUACCCAUCAUGCCUCUGUUGUACUUCAAAUAAAACGUUCAUAAGAUCACAACAUGGUGAAGUGUUUAUGCAUUGUUGGUGUCUGUGAAACGAAUCCCAAAUUCUUGUUUGUAUUGUUCUUGAACAAACUGCGUGCAAUAAAGUCAACAUAUCUGGACUUUUCAUGACUAA
Messenger RNA from Triplophysa dalaica, 2963 nucleotides. RefSeq names its product tripartite motif containing 32 (gene trim32). Gene Ontology annotation, molecular function: zinc ion binding; protein binding. The transcript has 2 exons. Bases 86 to 2065 code for a protein of 659 amino acids. The record is from RefSeq and is a predicted model, not a curated record. NCBI's taxonomy places the organism in Eukaryota, Metazoa, Chordata, Actinopteri, Cypriniformes, Nemacheilidae.